AUUAUUUAUCAAAAAUCAGUCAAUGGCCCAUAUUCGCACAUCCUCACCUUGCUUGGAGUUGGCCUUAGAAGGUGAACGCUUAUGUCGUGCUGGCGAGUGGUGUGGGGGAAUUUCGUGCUUUAGAUCUGCCUUGUCCAAUGGAACAGAUGACCUUCGUUGUCUGUCAGCAAUUUACUGUCAACUUGGAAACGCCUACUUUUGCCAGAAGAAUUACUCCGAAGCAUUGGAAUACCAUCGUUGGCAUCUCACUUUGGCUCGAUUGAUAAACGAUACCGAUGGUGAGGCAAAAGCCAGUGGGAACUUGGGUCACACCCUGAAAACGUUGGGUCGAUAUGACGAUGCAAUCAAAUGUUUCAAUCGACAGCUUGAUAUUGCCCGUCAGGCUGAAGAUCAGCGGAGGCAAGCCAGAGCCCUUGACGAACUUGGUAACGCGUAUCACGCCAAAGGGGAGCAACUGGCUCGUACGAUUGGUUUGUCGGAUCCGGGAGAAUUCCCAGUAGAGGCGGCGGAUGCCCAACGAAAAGCCGUGGACUAUUACUUACAAGCGCUCACGAUGUUCCGUCAACUGGGCGAUCGGCCUGCAGAAGGUCGUGUAUAUGGAAAUUUGGGCAAUACCCACUAUUUACUCGGAAACUUUCAUGAGGCAAUCGAAUGCCAUAAAGAGCGCCUGAACUUUGCGCGGGAGUUUGGUGACGUGGCCGCACAACGCCGUGCAUACAGUAAUUUGGGGAACGCAUUCAUCUUCCUUGCGGACUUCAAUUCAGCUGCAGAAAACUACCGCCAUGCCCUGUUCCUUGCGCAACAGCUCAAAGAUAUUGCUCUAGAAGCACAGGCUUGCUACAGUCUUGGCAACACACACGGGAUACUUCAGGAUCACAGCACUGCUGUUGUUUAUCUUCUACGUCAUCUCGUCAUUGCUCGUCGGCUUGGUGACCGUGUCGGUGAGGGUCGUGCUCAUUGGUCCCUGACCAAUGAGUACACCAGUUUACGGCGUUUUGAUUUAGCGGUGCGGUGUGCUAGGCGCCAUCGACAAAUUGCACGUGAGCUUCACGACGAUGCGGGAUUUAUAACAGCACAGUUGAUGAUUCGUGAGAUAAAGUGUUUAUUGAACUCAAACGAUGCAGCCACUCCCGGUGGUGGAACUAACACCCAACUCCCGCCACCAUCGUGUGUACCCGUAGAGGGUGGGAAAGAACCACACAACGCGGUUUUACGGUGCCCAUCGAAUCCCAUCUGGGACCCUCCAUCCAGCGGACUAACAUGGUCCCCGCGAUCGGCUCCCAUACUAAGCGGAUUUGAAGGCAUUCCAACAACUGCUGCGGGGUCUUCAUCACUUAUUCAUUCUUCGAGGGGGUCAGGAGAGGAGACUGAGGAGGAUCAGGACGAUUUCGAUCCGGACUUAGAUGCGGACUUGGAAAGAGAACUGGCGGCAUCGGCAGACGAAGUGCUCGAUACUGUGGAAUUAGUCACAACAUCCGAUGGGAAAACAACAACUGUUCUUAUAGGUUGUUUUGAUAUUCCUGAAGAUGCUGUUGAGAAGAAGGGGACUAUGACAAACUUCUACUCAAACGCUCCCACAUUCCAACGGCAUUCCACACAACGCCGCGAAUCGAGUAACCAUUCGGAGGAUUUGGAGGAUCAACUAGAAAACAUAGAAGCAAUCGGUAGAGCAAAUUCAGACCGUGGUAAUGCCGAAACGACCAGCACAGCUGCAGAGGAGGAAGAGCAGGCUGAUGAUUCGCAGGAGUUUUUCUCGCUUUUACUCGCUUCACAGUCUCGUCGUAUGGACGAACAGCGAUGUUUUCUUCGUGCAACAUCAGUAACUCAGUCUGCGAUCACAUCAAAUGGGCAUGCAGAGUCAGGCGAUGGUGUUGUUCUUCCAUCGGCCACUCCAGCUCACAUUGACCAAGCAUCGAAUGAGGCGCUUUUUGAUCUAAUCGAAGGGAUGCAAGGUGACCGGAUGGAUGAUCAGCGCGCCAGUUUGCCGGCCUUUCCGGGUCUCCGCGCCGGGCCUGGUCUUCAAUUGCUUGAGAGUAGUUCGUUGAGCAACAUCCAUGGUGUCAUGUUCACCUCCACUGGAAGCGGGGCCAGUGAUGGUCUACCCGAACCUCAAAGCCGCCCGUUCUCUGUCACUCGGUUUCAAAGAGCCACUUCAUCAGCUGCAGCGGCAAGUGGCACUCCACUUGAACCGGAUGCUGAGUUUUUGGACAUGAUUCUUCGUCUACAGACUUCGACACGUAUUGACGACCAGAGAAGCAGCUUACCAGAUCCCUUGCUCAGGGUGCGAGAUGAGACAACCACACGCGACCCCAACUCUACGUCCCAGCCACUCGGAAGCCACCUAGAUUCCAGCGGAGAUGCUUGUAACCACAAUCAGGCAAUACACGCGGGUCGCCACUCAGCCCCAACAGUUCCUGACGAAGAUUUCUUUGCUCUUAUUCAACGAGUUCAGGCGACUCGCUUGGACGAGCAGCGUUGUAAUCCACCCGUGAACAUCAACCGAUCAGAUAGUUCUCCUCAUGUGGAACCUCCCAAUACCGCCCCCACCACCCUACCUGCUAACAGCAAUAACAGUGGCAACUCUAGUCAGAAAUCGACAAAGAAUCCUUCACGUCGCCCAGGUGGUAGUUGGCGCCGUUUAUCUUCAAAUCAGGGAAAGUGAUUGGUGUUCUAUUUUUCUCUCCCGUCGUCGCAAGAUCAACACCAUGAGUAUUUUCAUCAACGUUUGUCUCACCACCACCACCACCACCAUCAACACGGCGUCGGUGUAUGUCGAUCCGAGCAUUUAACUCGUAAUUCGUCGCAUACCUACAUGUGGCUUUUAUGCUUCUGUCUAUUUCAGAAGAGUUUUCUAUGUGUACUUGAUUCUACCGCCUUGUCACCAAAGAAGAAAAAUAUUGCGAU
Messenger RNA from Opisthorchis viverrini, 2904 nucleotides. RefSeq lists its product as hypothetical. The transcript is spliced from 11 exons. Gene Ontology annotation, molecular function: protein binding; GTPase regulator activity. Lineage: Eukaryota; Metazoa; Platyhelminthes; Trematoda; Opisthorchiida; Opisthorchiidae. The record is from RefSeq and is a predicted model, not a curated record. The coding region runs from base 23 to 2662 and encodes 879 amino acids.